UCCGAUCAAACAGGUUGUAGACUGUCCAGAAGGGUUUAAUGACCUCCAUGAUUAGCUGGCGAGACAAGGGGGCAAUUGGAGCAAAGGGAAAUGGCAUCAUUAAGACAUUGAUGGGACAUAUCUAUUUUUCACCGUUAGUUACAGAGAUUGCUGUUGAUGGAAGUGAGCUGUAGCAAACAUAAUCGUAGCAUCAUAAAUUGAGAUGAAGUAGCCUGGGCCAGGGGUUCCCAAAUUUCUCAGACUCUGAACCCUAAAAAAUAACCGUACCAGAGACUCGCGACCCCCAUAAUGCCCAGAGUUGGUUGAAGUAGACAAAUAAUAAUGCUUUGAGCUAGUUCACAAAAAAAGAUCUAACUGCACUUGUCACAAUGUUUCCAUUGUGGCUGUAAAUUGACUUGCUGCAUCUGAUGAUGUUGCUAAUCUUUCUUAUAAUAAUCACCACAGGGGUCAUGUGGGGACAAAGACAACCGAAUAACUGUUAAUAUAUUUUAUUUUUUAUUUUAAAUUAAAUUACUAUAUCUUAUCUUUUGUAAGAGUUAUGGCUAAAAUAAAAAAUAAAAAAAUGUUUUGCAAUUUCAUUUGCUUUCUGGAAAUCAUCUCAUGAUCCUGAGCAACAACAGGGCAGACAUUAAGUCUUGAGUAUUUAUCACCUAUCAGUCUGCUUUUUUAAAAAUAUGUUUUUUCAAGUCAUAAAUGCACUGCUUUCAGUAAGUAAAGAACAUAAAGGGAAUGCAAAAAAAACUUUUUUAAACGGCUUGUAACAAAACCACAAAUAAUAUACCUGAACAACACAAAACAGCUGAAUUAUAUCAAUAAAGACCUGUCAGAUGGUAUCCACCCCCCAAUACAUACCAUGCUUUACCAUUUAUUUUACUGUAAAUUAAUCUUCAAUUUACAAAAUGAACAUCAUGCAGUUUUUCAUAGACUUCAUUAGGAACGGACGUCAUUUUGAAAACAAUGGGGUCGCCAUCUGCUGUUCAUAAAUAAAAUAAAGGUUUAAAGCACUUAACCACUACGGUGGCCCUGAAGUGCAAACCACAACAAUAGUUGCUGUUGUGGUGAAUUUGCUGUUGAGUUGCGUGAUUUGCUGUCGUGUUGUGUGAGUUGCUGUUGCGUUGUGUGAUUUGCUGUUCUGGUCUGCACUUUAGGACCACCGUACACUCCUGCAUUGGCUUCACUUUCCGGACCAGGAGUCUGUGCUCAGUCUGUAGAGUUCUUGGUAGUAGAACUUGACUAAAGAAUUGGCCCAAGCGAGUUAAGUGGAUAUAUUGAUAUCUGAAUGUUGGCAGACACUCAGAGUAUAGACAGGACAAAGUAAGUUUGAAGUAACUUAGAAACAGUUUCAUUCUUAUUCCUAUCUAGCUAUCUAUCUAUCUAUCUGUCAAUAUAGACAGACAAUCUGACACUAAAAAUAAAAACCUCAGGAGCCGACAGUCAGGAAACUCCAUCUGCGAGUGAAAGAACUUCAGAGUUAAGCUGCUGCUGCUGCAGACUUCGCCAGCUGCUGACCACCUUUGCAUGCUUCAGGGUCAACUCACCAACACAGGUAUUAUCUGUGGUACACUGGGUCUUCAUCUAACCAACAGGAGCCUACGAUAAAUAAUGUAUCAAGACUGAGGAAAUGAUAACUUACUGUGAAGCGAAUGCAGACGCUAGCUGUCUGUCUUAAUCCAGGUGUGUGCAGCAGAGUAUGAAACAGUCAUUUGGCUACAUCUUUAUCUUCUAGGAAGGUCAGCUGAUCAGAUAUCAUCCUCCAAUGGACGUCAUUCGGGUUCUCUGCUCAGUCAGAUUAACAACCAAGAUAUUUAAACUCCUUCAGUUGACACGCCAUCGGACACACAAGGGGUUAGCUCUGUGUCCUGCACAGCUCUGGUGCUCUCUGCUCUCACAAACAGAAGCACUUUACAUUAAGAUUCUGAUUCCAUUCUUGUAGAAACAUGGUCAUAUUUAUUGAGAUUUAAAUGAGACAAUUGUUAUUUACAGCAAACUUGUUUAAAAAAAAAUUGUAAAUGUGUUGAACUAUGUAAAGAAUGGUUUUGUAUUGGAAGCUGUAAUUUAUUUGCUAUCACACUCAACAAAAAACUGGACUGGUCGGACAACACUGAGGCACUCUGUGGAGGCUCAGGUCUUUUAAUGUGUGCACUAGGCUGCUACGGAUGUUUUACCAGUCUGUGGUAGUCAGUGUAAUCUUCUUAGCUGUGGUGUGUGUGGGGGGUGGCAGGGAGCUGUGGCACUAAUUAAUUGAUCAAGCCGGUGAGGAGGGCCAGCUCUGUGGUGGGGAUGGAACUGGACAAUGUGGAGGCAGUGACGGAGAAUAGGAUGAGGGGAAACCUGAGCGUGCCCAUGGACAACCCCUGUCAUCUCCUCUGUGCUGAACUGAGGUAGCUCAGGAGCUCGUCCAGCCACAAGCCUAAAAGUGCUUGGGAGGCUCCUUUGGGCCAUCAGCCAUCAGACUGCACAACGCCACAGUAAAGCUAAUUUUUUUAUUUUAUAUUGCACAACUACAUAGAACAUGUAGAACAAGUGUUUGUUUUUGUUAUGGCAUAGUAUUUCUAUUUAAUUUUUAUAUUUUUAUUACACUUUGUGCUGCUGUGUUGAUUCUGAAUAUCCCCUGCGGUGGAUCAAAAAAGGUUUAUCUUAUUCUAUCUUAUCUUAGUUAUCACAUUUUAUAAUAAUAAUUUUAAAACUUUUCUAACCCCUAACCCUAACCCUUGUCUCACCUUUAUGCUUGCUUUAUCGACCAGCAAGUUAACUAUAGAUUCUAUCCACACACACCAAUAUUAAACUAUUGCACCACAGGUGAAUUGUUUGCCUUACCCUCUCAUGAUUAAUUAUUGAGGCUAAUAAUUGAAAAAUGUCAACAUUUAUUUUUAAUUCCAGGUGUCUUGAGGACCCUCUGUGCAAACACCCCCCACUGACCCUGAGUGUCUCACAUGACACCAACCGGCCUGACAGGUCGUUAAUAACACAGCAAGGCACAAAGCAUCUAGACCUCAUCUGCUCUGCACCUAUAUCUCCAUGCAAUGAUUUAUGCCUCUGCUUCAAGCACAAGAUUAAAUCCUUGCGGGUGUGUCAGAUCAGAGGCGCAUCAGCAAAACCCAGUGGGGGGAAGGACUGUAACCACAGAGGAAGAGGAAGUCAUGAACAGCAAACCGAGGACUUGAAGUCUGCAGAUACUAGUUUCAUUUUCUCCCUGCACUCAUACACUUUUCAUACAUUUUACUGGGGUCAAGACAGGCUGCUGUCAUUGACUUACACUUACAGCUGGUCAUGGACAUUGUAGAUCCCAUCCUUUCCAUUGCCUCAAAUAUCUACACCCUGGUUGAGAAUGUGAAGGCCAAUAAGAACCGCUGCCGCCGUGUGUCUUGCCGAGUCAAAGCCCUAGAAGAGCUGGUGAGGGCCAUUAAACAGAGGGGGGCAGCCCAGGCCUCUGCUGUUGUAGAAACAGGCCUCAAGGAACUCUGCUUCACUCUGAAUUCUGCACAGAAGCUCAUCCAGAAGUACACCAUGGCCUCCUGGAUGGAGCGCAUCCUGAACUCCAGCAGCCAUGGAGAUGAGUUCAGCAGUGUGAAUGAACGCCUCAAUGAUGCCUUCCAGGUGCUGUCUGGAGCUCUGCAGGUGGAGCAGGGGAAUGCACUGUACCAGGUGUUUGAGCUGACCUCCAGAGUGAAAGUAGAUGAGGUGGACGGUCAGGAGGAUGACGCAGAGCUGAAGAAAUUGCUCCUGGAGUACAUGAAGAACCAGCAAGAGAAAAUGGACGCCAUGCGAAAUGAAUUUGAAAAUGUCAAAAUCAACGUGGAAAAGGUCGUGGACAUUUUGAAUAAGCCCCGCAUGACUGAUGAGGACAUCCGAAUGAUCAAACCAGAUGAACUGAAGUACGAGCUACCCAAAAAGCCCUUCAUGGUAACAUCAACCUCAGAGGUCUACAAAGGAGAGUAUCAUGGAUUCACAGUGGUCAUCAAGAGAUACACGGACCCUGUGAACGCCAGCCCAAGGGAGGUACAGUCUGUUUUCAAUAAGGAAGUUGAAACCAUGAGACGAUUUGAGUCGCCUAACAUCUUGCGAAUGUUUGGCAUCUGUGUCCAGGAGGACGGGCCCAAGCCUCAGUUCCUCAUUAUCAUGGAGUACUGUGAGAAGGGAAGUCUCAGAGAGGUUCUGGAUUCUGAUUCCAAACUGUCCUGGACUAGGAAAGCUCGGAUGUGUCUGGAUGCAGCACAAGGACUCUACAGACUCCACCAGACUGAAGAAAAAAGUAAGGUUCAUGGAUGCAUCAACAGUAGCAAGUUCCUGGUGGCUGAAGGCUACAGAGUCAAGCUGGGAGGAUUUGAGCUGGCGAAAACAGAGACGUCACUGAAAAAAACAAUAAAGGACAAAGCGAGAGAGAACAGGUCCCUGUGCUACUCCUCACCUCAGAUGCUCAAUGACAUCAACCAUGUCUACAACAAAGGUUGUGAGAUGUACAGCUUUGGUAUCGUCCUGUGGGAAGUUGCAACUCGUAAGAGACCCUUUGAAGGGUGCUCAGGUAAAGAAAUCUAUCAGAAAGUGUACAAUGAGAAAUUUCUUGAACCACUCCCUGAUGACUGUCCAGAACCACUGGUACAUCUGAUCAGCGCCUGUCGGGCCUAUGAUAGCUUUAAGAGACCAUCUGCAGGAGUGCUGCUGGACAAACUGCGUAGUGUGGUGACAGAGAUAGAGGCGCAAUAAAACUCUUCAACCUCAA
Molecule: messenger RNA, 4720 nt
Organism: Scophthalmus maximus (turbot)
Lineage: Eukaryota; Metazoa; Chordata; Actinopteri; Pleuronectiformes; Scophthalmidae
Product: mixed lineage kinase domain-like protein
Exons: 11
Coding region: 3271-4704 (477 amino acids)
Biological process (GO): protein phosphorylation; cell surface receptor signaling pathway
Molecular function (GO): protein kinase activity; ATP binding
Source: RefSeq, a predicted model, not a curated record